This is a messenger RNA of Emericellopsis atlantica, 903 nucleotides long. RefSeq lists its product as uncharacterized. The record is from RefSeq and is a predicted model, not a curated record. The transcript is spliced from 2 exons. NCBI's taxonomy places the organism in Eukaryota, Fungi, Ascomycota, Sordariomycetes, Hypocreales, Bionectriaceae. Bases 1 to 903 code for a protein of 300 amino acids.
AUGACUUCCGGCGGGAAGGAGCCGUGCGAUGCGCCUCACAAGAGCAAGGCUGACGAACCGCAGCAGCAACAACAUGUCGCACCCACAAUCUCGUCGCCGUUCAACUUCCCCACGGAUACAGAGCUGCCGUCCUACCUCACUGCUGUCUCCUCGGAGUCUAAGCAAAGCGGGCCUGUGAUCGCCAUCCCUCAACUGAAGGCCGAGGCCUCGUCACCUUUCAUCAACGUCUACCCACCUCUUCUGCUGAGCCAUGGGAUUACAAAGGACACCUGGCGGUCCUUCCUGGACACCAUAUCGGCCUUUCUGACCGCCAAGGUCUCGGACCGUGCCAUCAGCCAUGCGGGCGACAUGGCAAAGCACCUGUACAAGUCACCGAAGCGUAUCACAAAGGGGCUCGCGACGCACGUCAAAGACGUGGGCAAGGGCAUCGCCACCAGUGCCAAGCAGGGGAAUAUUCUUGGUGCUGCCUUUGGUGCUGUGGGCGGCGCGGUGUCCAUCCCAGUCGUCACAGCCUUUGGCAUCAUAGGGGCAGCUGCCGAGCUGCCUGGCUCCGCCGUCGGGGCCAUUGUCAAGAAGCCGCGAACACCAGGGCAAAGGGCUGCCGCCUACGCAGAGGUCGCCAACAAGAAGUGGCUGAAUGCCCGGGGGCUGGAAGCGCGCAUGUUCGACACCAACGAGCUUGCGCAAUUCUUGGGCGUCCCUGUGCUUGAUCUGAUCAACGCCGCUCAGGGCACCAACAUGAAGGGAGAGAAUGCGAGUGAUCAACUGGCCGCGCUCGAGAGAUGGGUGGCACCUCUUGAGGUGGUCGCGGAGUCGCCUCGUCUCGCUCUGGAGACACACACGAUUUGGCUUGUGCUCGUGACAUGGACUACUGGAGGAGUUGAGGGUACGGGAGAUGAAUGA